Molecule: messenger RNA, 2163 nt
Organism: Suillus bovinus
Lineage: Eukaryota; Fungi; Basidiomycota; Agaricomycetes; Boletales; Suillaceae
Exons: 10
Coding region: 1-2163 (720 amino acids)
Source: RefSeq, a predicted model, not a curated record
AUGGUCUUAUCCAUUCCUAUCGCUGGGCCGUCUACUCAACCGCCUCACAAUGGACAGCACAGACUCGUCACUUCUUCAAUGAAGAUUAAUCAGUGGCGACGCUGGACAAACAAAGUCAUUCCUUCCUUGAUUGCUCCAUACCUUGCAUACUUGCGCAAAUCGACUUCUCUUCGCAAUCGAAUUGAACUGCAGCCAGAUAAAGUUGCUGCCUUUCAGUGUAGGUCCUCUUGUCGGCGGAGGGCUCUCAAGAUCACUUGCAUACUUUUCAAUCAUAUGUCUCUCUUAUUACCUGGGCUAUUGACACUACGAAUUGAUUGUUGCACUUGUGCGCCUGCUCCCCUUCAGCUCCUGGCUUGCGGUUAUUUUGCCUGUGCUCCCAUUGCCCUUUGUCUCACUGUGGACCUUCAGCUGCUGGAGUUUGUCAAGACUUUAUUUGUGCAUAUCACUCCCAACACGACUGCUUGGUGUGAAACACUCGAAGUCUUUCUGGCUGACCGUGGGUAUCAACUUACCACCAAGGAUAAUCUUCGCCGUCAAUUCAGUAAUGCCUAUCAUUGGUACUCUUUACUCUGCAUGAGCACUGAAGAUCACUUGUCAAAUCUCAUUGGCAAUUAUCGCCCACUUCCUGCAUCAUCCAAUGAGGGAUUAACACGUCCAAGCGACUAUCUAAGGUCUCGCUGUCUGAUUUGUUUUGGCUCGGUUGAUUGGCGAAAAAGUGGAACACUUAAUCUCAGUAUACCUGAUGUGCACAUUUGCAUUGACGCGUGCUUCACUCAAAAGUAUCCCCCAAACCCAAUCAGAUCAGUUUUUCUUUCGGAUGACGAGGUGACAUCAAUGGACGCCCAUGUGCAAAUUUGUUGUGGCAGACCCCCUGCUCGGGGUCGCAAGAGAAAGCGAGCCACAGAAGGGGAGGAGGAUGGCUACGAGAAUGGCAUGAGAGUCCCAACCUCUGCGCUGGAUGGCUGCGGUGAAUCUUUCUUUGCCGCUGAUGAAAAACGUGAAAAGGCUAGCACCCAAUUUUUUGCAGACACAGGGGUGAUGGCCAUGUUAUGUCGCCAUGAUCAUGUAUUAUGGCUCGUUAAGAUGACAUUGGCGGGAGAAAAGCAGCAUUAUGCUCUCACCCUGAUCAAGAAGCUUUUCGAUAACAUCCCUCCCAAGAUGACUGUCGGCCUCUUGUAUGACAUUGGCUGUCAACUUCAUCAAAGUUGUCUCAAGUACCGGCUCCUCGAUGACGAUGUUCUUCGCCGGAUAACUUUCGCAAUAUCAGUCUUUCAUGCUUACGGCCACCAAUGGGCCUGUCAAAUCAUAUACCAUCCUCACAAGUGUGAAGGCUUUGGCCUUUCUGAUGGAGAAGGUUGCGAGCGUCUAUGGAGUGCACUCAAACAUCUUAUUGCUCCGCUACGCGUUUCUGGGUUUCAUCAGAGACUUUUUGUCCUUGACACUCAGGUCCAGCACCUCGAUGACAAAAACCUUGUUUUGUUUGGCAGCUGGUUGAGCCGGAGGUGGAACAACUGUGCUAAGAAGAAGAGUAAUGCCAUGCAAGCUCUACGUGAGCUUUCAGUGGAUGAAACUCCUGUCCGUCAGCAGUGGAAAUUACAGGUUGAACAUCAGACGAGACCCCUGCCUUGUAAGUGUCAUGUUGGAAAUGUCGACAAUCUUGUCGACUUCAACCUUCGUCUCAUCGAAGAGCGUGCUCACCGAUCGAGACUCGCGGACACUUUGAGCCACUGGAAGGCAAGGCUUGGCAUCAAUCAGUGCACCCAUCUGGACCAAUUACAUCGCAAUACCCGUAUUCACGAACGACUUCGACAGCGCAAGUUCGAAAUUGAGAAGCUUGAAUGCUCAUACAGGCAAGCAGUAAAUGAACAUAAGCUUAAUUCUCAUGUCGACACUGCAAUCCAGCGACACAAUCUUACAAUACAAAAACUCGUGUCCUCCUACAAUAGCCUAUGUGCGGAUCUCAGUGCUCUUAUCAGACAAUGCUGCAGUCCUUCCAAUGCUAUAGCGCCUAACCCUAUCUCUCCUGCUGGUAUCUUCAAUCUUGAUGUUGAUGCUGACAUUUGGCAGGACAUUGGACUUGAUGAUAUCAUGCUGGAACCCCCUGAUUGGUUAGCUGAUGAGGUCACUUGCGCUAUGAUCAGACUGGUGCUCGAGAUUGACUGA